Iphiclides podalirius (scarce swallowtail) is the source of this 1677-nucleotide messenger RNA. The record is from the annotation of a GenBank genome assembly. NCBI's taxonomy places the organism in Eukaryota, Metazoa, Arthropoda, Insecta, Lepidoptera, Papilionidae.
AUGGAGCUAUUGCACGUGAUAAUAAAGUCGGGACCGUCUCCGCGACCGCUGGCAUGGUCGCUGGAGGUAUCGCCGUCGGAGAGUAACGAAGAUUGGCGCAUGGUACGCGCCUACGGAGACCGGGACCAUUGCAUGAAGCUCUGGGAUCUAAGGCCCGAACGGCGGAGGAGGAAGGCUAGAGCAGCCAAAAGGAUAAGCAGAUCUGAUAAACUGACCUGCUCCACCCAGUUCGCUAGUCCACGCCCCUUGGAAAAUGGUGAAAUGCACGUUGCGAUAGGAGAGGGUAUAUCGGCGCGUCGUGUUCGCGUCAGCUUCCGCGCGGCGCACGCUGCGGCGCCCAUGCAGCAAUAUUACAGCGUGAGGGAGCUGACCCUGGCCGCCAGGUGCCUCUGCCACGGCCACGCCAGCCAGUGCGCGGUUGACGCUGAGGGCGCCCGCUGCUCAUGUCUGCACGACACCUGCGGUGCCCACUGCCAGCGGUGCUGCUCUGGUGGCGAGUGGCGACCCGCGUCCGCGUGCACCACCGCCACCAGCCCCACCAACCCCACCAACCCCACCACCGACCACACCGAGGACUGCUCCUGCGGACAGCGCGGCGCCUGCUCCUACGACGACACGGGCGCGAUAAUAUGCAUGAACUGUACGGCUUUUCAGGACAAUCGCGCUGGGCCACUGUGCGAUCGGUGCCUGUUCGGCUACUACAGCGCUGUGCCUGACGGGCUGUGCGUCCCUUGCGAAUGCGACCCAGAGGGGUCUGACGGCUCCUGCAUUUGGGACAAAAAGCAUCACCAGGUGAGGUGCAGCUGUAAGCCCGGGUAUUCCGGAGGGCAGUGCGACGCCUGCGCGGAUAGCGAGGCCUCCUUCCCCGGCUGUGGCCUCGAGGAAACGACCCCCGCCUGCAAAUGCGACCCCAGGGGCAUUGUGGACUCCAGCCGCGUCUGCGAUGAGGUCUGCGAGUGUAAGGCGAACGUGGUGGGCGAGCGGUGCGACAGAUGCGCGGCUGGCCACUACGGGCUCAGCGGCGAGCUGGUCUCCGGCUGCCGGCCCUGCUACUGCUCCCACGUGACGGACAGCUGCCACGCGGAGAGGGAGCCGGCGCGCGACAUGGUGCUGCCCCUCGGCGAUGCUUGGCUGAUCAGCGACUGGCAGGGAGAAGAGACUUACGAGCCAUCAGUCGACGACCAGGGAAAGCCUUUUCUGAUAAGCUAUGAAGUCGAGGGUUGGGAGAACUACUACUGGCUGACGAAUACCUUCAACGGGGAGCAGCUCUCGAUGUACGGCGGCGAAAUUAGGGCCAGCCUCUUUUGGGGGGUGGCCCGUGGGGACACCGGCGGGAGCCCCACCGUCGGACCCGACCUCGUACUCGUCUCAGCUGACGGCUCGAGACUCGCGUACAGCAACAGCAGCCACGAGAGUCCGGGUGAGCUGGAGCUGACCGCCUCCCUGCUGGAGGGCGGCUGGCGCACCGACCUUGGAGACGUGGCCAGCCGCAGCCAGCUGAUGGACGCGCUCAGCGACGUCCGAGGGCUGAUGCUGAGGGCGCACUUCCACAACGACCAGGACGAGGUGGGCCCCCACUUUCAGAAGGUCUCUGCUGAGUGGAACGACAGCUUAGCUGACAGCUCACAGCUGACUGGACCGAGGCCCCGUGGAAGAUGUGGACUUAAACGAUUAAUA